Molecule: messenger RNA, 471 nt
Organism: Acomys russatus (golden spiny mouse)
Lineage: Eukaryota; Metazoa; Chordata; Mammalia; Rodentia; Muridae
Product: keratin-associated protein 12-1-like
Exons: 1
Coding region: 1-333 (110 amino acids)
Cellular component (GO): keratin filament
Source: RefSeq, a predicted model, not a curated record
AUGUGUCACACCAGCUGUUCCUCAGGCUGCCAGCCAGCCUGCUGCGUGUCCAGCCCCUGCCAGCCAGCCUGCUGCGUGUCCAGCCCCUGCCAGCCAGCCUGCUGUGGGCCUGCUCUGUGUAUUCCUGUGAGGUACCAGGUGGCCUACUGUGUGCCUGUGAGCUGCAGGCCCACUGUGUGCAUGGCCCCCUCCUGCCAGUCCUCUGUGUGUAUGCCCAUGAGCUGCCGGCCUGUCUGUGUGACCACCUCCUGUCAGUCAUCUGGAUGCUGUCAGCCCUCCUGCCCUACCCUGGUCUGCAGACCUGUCACCUGUGGUAGCUCCUCCUGCUGCUGACCAGCGUCUUCAAACCAGCUGCUGCCAGUUAAAAUGGAUACUUGGUCCUAUCCAAUCCUGUUCUUGACCAUGGAUUCAACACCUCCCGCUCUGUCCUUUGAGGGGUGUCCUGGAUGCAGGGUGACAAAUAAAGCAGCU